CAUCGUCUGAGAUCACCGACUUAAGCCGCCGUCAUCGCUGUCUCCGAAUUUGCUUUUUCUAUAGGCGCCGUUGUCUAUACCUUCGAAAACUCGAUACGGAGAAAGUGAAGGAUGGCAACCCUAACUUGCAACGCAUGCAAUAAGGAGUUCAUCGGCGAAUCAGAGCAGAAGCUCCAUUACAAAUCCGAUUGGCACCGCUACAAUCUCAAACGCAAGAUUGCUGGGGUUCCAGGGGUGACUGAAGCGUUAUAUCUAGCUAGACAGUCUUCCCUUGCUGAAGAGAAAAAUCGGUUAAAUGAGACCCCCAUGCUAUAUAGUUGCAGCCUUUGCGGCAAGGGAUACAGAAGUUCCAAGGCUCUUGGUCAGCAUCUUAAAUCACGAAGUCACAUCUUGCGGGCUUCCCAAAGAGCAAGUCAUCAAGAUGAAGAAACUACAAUAAUCAAGCCACUAACUCACCGCACUGCAAAUAAGCCUCCCCCACAAAGAGAGCCAGUCAAUGAAGAAAGUGAAGAUGAGUGGGAGGAAGUCAACCCAGAUGAAGAUUUGGUUGGUGAGGCCACUGAAUCCAUUACUCAAAUGAAUGUGAAUGAGCAUGCAUCAAAUGAUGACAUGGAUGAAAGUGAUGAUGACGAUGAUUUUGAGAUAAAAUUGGAUCCAACCUGUUGCUUCAUGUGUGACCAAGAGCAGAACACUAUAGAACGUUGUAUCAUUCACAUGCACAAGCAGCAUGGGUUCUUCAUUCCUGAUGUUGAGUAUCUGAAGGAUCCAAAAGGACUUCUUACUUAUCUUGGCCUUAAGGUGACAAGGGAUUUUAUGUGUCUGUAUUGCAAUGACGGGUGCCAUCCUUUCAACAGCUUGGAAGCGGUUAGGAAGCACAUGGUGGCAAAAAGUCACUGCAAAGUGCAUUACGGUGAUGGUGGUGAUGAUGAGGAAGCAGAACUGGAAGAGUUCUAUGAUUAUAGUAGCAGUUAUGUGGAUGUCAAUGAGAAACAGCUCGUUGCAUCUGGUGACAUGAACAACACUGUUGAACUUGGAUGUGGUGGAUCAGAACUCAUCAUAACUAGAAGAACUGAUGGUGGAAUAUCAACCAAAUCACUUGGAUCCCGUGAAUUUCUGCGCUAUUAUCGCCAGAAGCCUCGCCCCUCGCCUAUGAAUGGUGCUGCCAUUACUGCUGCAUUGGCCUCUAGGUAUAGAAGCAUGGGGCUGGCAACAGUGCAGUCAAGAGAGCAGAUAGUGAGGAUGAAGGUGAUGAAGCAGAUGAAUAAAUCCGGGGUAGAAGCCAUGCGCUCUAAGAUUGGUAUGAAGAGUAAUGUCAUCCGAAACCUCCCCAAUAAUGUCCCAUAUUAGUUUUAUACUGACCUUCCUGAAGAACAUGAAGAGCUAUUUAUUUUCUCCUCAAGGGUUAAAAUUAUUGCUUCUCAGAAUGAUUUUAAAGCACUGCUAUCAUUUGUUUAUGGAUUUUCCCCGAAGUACUUGAUAAUGCUAAAUCUUAAUGGUUUGAUAAAAUUUUAAUAUAUUCCUUCGUUUCCUUUUAA
Molecule: messenger RNA, 1535 nt
Organism: Vitis riparia (riverbank grape)
Lineage: Eukaryota; Viridiplantae; Streptophyta; Magnoliopsida; Vitales; Vitaceae
Product: cytoplasmic 60S subunit biogenesis factor REI1 homolog 1
Exons: 5
Coding region: 112-1347 (411 amino acids)
Biological process (GO): ribosomal large subunit biogenesis
Cellular component (GO): preribosome, large subunit precursor
Molecular function (GO): nucleic acid binding; zinc ion binding
Source: RefSeq, a predicted model, not a curated record